This is a messenger RNA of Otolemur garnettii (small-eared galago), 1215 nucleotides long. Its product is annotated as ficolin-1. The transcript has 6 exons. NCBI's taxonomy places the organism in Eukaryota, Metazoa, Chordata, Mammalia, Primates, Galagidae. Bases 174 to 974 code for a protein of 266 amino acids. The record is from RefSeq and is a predicted model, not a curated record.
GGAGAUUGUCUCAUACCACCCAUUGGUGCAACUAUACAACCUGUGGGAAGUGGGUGUCCCAAAGAGAGUUGAGAAAUUGCAGCACAUAUAAACAGGGCUGGUUUCCCCUGCCCUGUAGCCGCUGGGAGGCUUUGGAGUCACAGACCUGAAGGCAGGGGCCGGAGUGAGUCACCAUGGCCCCGGGAGCCACAGUCCUGCCCGCAGUCUUGCUUGUCCUGCUCCUGCACAUCAAGGACCUGCCUGCCCAGGCUGCUGACACCUGUCCAGAGGUGACAGUGAUGGGUCUGCAGGGCUCCGACAAGCUCGCCAUCCUGCGAGGCUGCCCAGGGCUGCCCGGAGCCCCAGGGUCCAAGGGGGAGAGUGGCACCCACGGAGAGAGAGCUUUCGAUGGCUACAGACUGGGUCCUGCUGUGCUGGGGAUACCAGCCUGGCCUCCUGCCUCCUGUCCUGACUCUCUGCAGGUUUUCCAGAGAAGGGUGGACGGCUCUGUGGACUUCUACCGUGACUGGGCCGCAUACAAGCGGGGCUUCGGCAGCCAACUGGGGGAGUUCUGGCUGGGAAAUGACAACAUUCACGCCUUGACCGCCGAGGGCACCAUCGAGCUCCGUGUGGACCUCGUGGACUUUGAGGGCAACCACCAGUUCGCCAAGUACCGCUCCUUCAAGGUGGAGAGCGAGGCUGACAAGUACAAGCUGGUCGUGGGGGCCUUCGUGGAGGGCAGUGCAGGUGAUUCUCUGACACAACACAACAACUCCCCCUUCUCCACCAAAGACCAAGAUAACACCGACGGUGGUCAAAACUGUGCCGUGCAGUACCAUGGAGCCUGGUGGUAUAUGUCUUGUCACAACUCAAACCUGAAUGGUCUCUACCUCGGGGGGAGUCAUGGAAGCUUCGCAAAUGGCAUCAACUGGAGCUCAGGGAAAGGGUACAACUACAGCUACAAGGUGUCAGAGAUGAAGUUUCGGCUCACCUAGCCGGGGGCUCCGAGCGGGGGUGUCCCAUACCUGCUACCAGGAGGGAGCCAUGUCCCUGCCCCCCACUGAGAAAGGAGACAUGGGGGUCUUGGCCCAUGGUCCUCGUGGGAGUGGAGGAGCUCCACGGCUCCCGUGGGCAGUGCCCCAGAGCUCGGCACCUUCCCUCCCACUGCAAGGCCACGAGUAACUGUCAGCCAGACCCUGUCUCCACGCACGGUACCAAUAAAGAUGUUUGUUCGCU